GAAAUAUACUCAGUUCAAGUAAAGAAUCAGUUUCAGGGUUCAGGCUAAGGUGUCUUGAUGAUUAGAAUUCAAGCUCCCAGGAGGAGCCUCCAAGGCUAAGGGUGUUGGAUAUAGCAGAAAGUGGAAACUGUACCCAACAUACAGAGAAUGUGGACUGGAUAUAAGAUCUUAAUCUUCUCUUAUUUUACGACAGAAAUUUGGAUGGAGCAGUAUUUAUCUCAAAGAAAAGUUGACUUAGAAGCUUAUUUUGCUAGAAAUCACACCAUGUUGGAAGGUACUCGAUUCAAAAGAGCCAUUUUCCAAGGGCAAUACUGUAGAAAUUUUGGCUGUUGUGAAGACAGAGAUGAUAGCUGUGUCACUCAGUUCUAUGAGGCGAAUGCAUUGUGUUACUGUGAUAAAUUCUGUGAAAGAGAAAAUGCUGAUUGCUGUCCUGAUUACAAGUCCUUUUGCCGUGAAGAGAAAGAAUGGCCUUCUCACACACCGUCUUGGUAUCCAGAAGGUUGCUUCAGAGAUGGUCAACAUCAUGAAGAAGGAUCAGUCAUUAAAGAAAACUGCAAUUCCUGCACGUGCUCCGGACAGCAGUGGAAAUGUUCCCAGCACAUAUGCCUUGUUCGUCCAGAAUUAAUUGAAAAUGUCAAUAAAGGAGACUAUGGAUGGACAGCACAGAACUAUAGCCAGUUUUGGGGAAUGACUUUAGAAGAUGGUUUCAAAUUUCGCCUUGGUACCUUGCCACCUAGCCCUCUGCUUCUGAGCAUGAAUGAAGUGACCGCUUCCUUACCUGAAACAACUAAUCUUCCAGAAUUUUUUGUUGCUUCUUAUAAGUGGCCUGGAUGGACUCAUGGUCCGCUGGAUCAAAAAAAUUGUGCUGCAUCGUGGGCAUUUUCCACUGCAAGUGUGGCAGCUGACCGAAUAGCAAUUCAGUCUAAGGGUCGAUACACAGCUAAUCUGUCCCCUCAGAAUUUGAUCUCUUGCUGUGCCAAGAAUCGUCACGGAUGCAACAGUGGAAGCAUCGAUAGGGCUUGGUGGUACCUGAGAAAACGUGGAUUGGUAUCCCAUGCAUGCUACCCACUUUUCAAGGACCAAAAUGCUACCAAUAAUGGAUGUGCCAUGGCAAGUAGGUCUGAUGGGCGGGGAAAACGGCAUGCCACAAAGCCAUGUCCCAACAACAUAGAGAAAUCCAACAGAAUCUACCAGUGUUCACCUCCAUACAGAGUCUCUUCCAAUGAAACUGAGAUAAUGAAAGAAAUCAUGCAAAAUGGGCCAGUUCAAGCCAUAAUGCAAGUCCAUGAGGAUUUCUUCCAUUAUAAGUCAGGGAUAUAUAGACAUGUUACCAGCACACAUGAAGAAUCAGAAAACUAUCAAAAGCUUCGGACACAUGCAGUCAAACUCAUUGGAUGGGGCACACUGAGAGGAGCACGAGGGCGUAAAGAAAAAUUUUGGAUCGCUGCCAAUUCCUGGGGAAAGUCAUGGGGAGAAAAUGGCUAUUUCAGGAUUCUUCGGGGAGUAAAUGAGUCUGACAUUGAAAAGCUGAUUAUUGCAGCUUGGGGCCAACUGACAAGUUCAGAUGAACCAUAACAUGUCAUUAAAUUUCCCUAAGACGAUUCAUUUAAGUAAGGCUUUACAUUGAAGUUUGGCAAGGUGAAAUUCUUUGUGACAUUGGAGUCUUUGUCUCAUUACUCUGUUAAUAAAAUGCACCUAUUCUCUUGUUGCGCCCCAGUCUCCAUGCUUCUUCUCUUUUUAUAUUCCUUUCUAUGAAAACAC
This is a messenger RNA of Nycticebus coucang (slow loris), 1761 nucleotides long. It is a transcript of the gene TINAG, whose product is annotated as tubulointerstitial nephritis antigen. Gene Ontology annotation, biological process: proteolysis. Lineage: Eukaryota; Metazoa; Chordata; Mammalia; Primates; Lorisidae. Bases 148 to 1575 code for a protein of 475 amino acids. The transcript is spliced from 11 exons. Gene Ontology annotation, cellular component: lysosome. The record is from RefSeq and is a predicted model, not a curated record. Gene Ontology annotation, molecular function: cysteine-type peptidase activity.